ACUCAUCUUGAUCUUCUGCAGAGUGAAAACUCUGCCGGCCCACUACAACAGCUCUAUGAGCAAAUUAUACUUUUGCAAAAUCAUAUCAAUAUAACGCGAGGGCAGCUUGUUAGAGACCGCUUGCGCCUAAUGGUUGCGGAAAAGAAUGACCUUGCCACUAUAUCCCUCGGCGAUGCAUUACAAUAUAUCAAUGCAUUACCCGAGGGACUUUUAUAUUCCAGGAUACAAACAAUCUAUCCUUACUAUAAUCAAGACGUUGUGUAUUUAUGGUGUUACGUGGUCAUUAGAAAGCGACUGCAUCUAAGCCGGGCUUCAAUCGCAUGGUUUUGUAUAUAUCAGGACUACUGUCCUAAGGAAGCUUACUUCAUAGCUGAAAUCGCAGUUAAUAUCAUCGGAAAAGAAGCAUAUAAUACAGUUCGGGCCUUUCAAUCAGCUGAGAGGGAUAUUCAUAUACAGAUAUAUCGAGUAUACUUCGGCCCAGACGGCACUAUUCAAGUUGCCCCAGACAGUGAGCCACCCUUAUACGAUCAAUCUGGCAAACCGCCCGUCUAUAAAGAAUCAAUAGAGAGGGAGCCAUACGAAGAUUCACAGGGCAACUAUUUCAGCAUCCUUUAUAGGCAGAUCAAAACCCCAAAUGGAAUCCAAAAUAAUAAUCAACGCACCGCCCAAAUCAAAAGCGCACUCGAAAAAUAUAAGUCGAGAGGCUACAUUUUUAAACCCGCCAGGAAUGAAGAUAAGUCGUAUGUUCGCACAUUCAUGGAUGAUGAUUCCAUGUUCGUGGACUAUGGCCACAUAUACCGCCAUUAUAUACCAAUUACCGGGCAUCGUUUACUUUCAUCUUGGCUCGAUAAGAGACGGAAAAACAUUCAACUAAUGUCCUGGAAUCACAUUCACAAGUGUGUGGAUUUAUCUAACCCUAUGGGAAAAUUCCACAAUUUGCAAAACAGGAAGGGCCUCGCGCCAUUACCUCGAGGGGAGAUAUGCCUGGGUGAGCUCACUAGACAAGAGUUCGGCAACAACCUAAUCGAAGAAAAUCAAGAAUGGAUAGUAGCGCGAUCUAGUACAGUAUGGAAUACUCUACCCCCUGCCACAUUAUGGGCAUAG
Molecule: messenger RNA, 1104 nt
Organism: Clonostachys solani
Lineage: Eukaryota; Fungi; Ascomycota; Sordariomycetes; Hypocreales; Bionectriaceae
Source: the annotation of a GenBank genome assembly